Molecule: messenger RNA, 1948 nt
Organism: Cyprinus carpio (common carp)
Lineage: Eukaryota; Metazoa; Chordata; Actinopteri; Cypriniformes; Cyprinidae
Product: DLA class I histocompatibility antigen, A9/A9 alpha chain-like
Biological process (GO): immune response
Cellular component (GO): external side of plasma membrane
Source: RefSeq, a predicted model, not a curated record
CAUACCAUAUAUAAACACUUAUGUAACCAAUGACUGACAUGCUUGUAUUACUGAGAAAUAUAUAUAUAUAAGCCGAAACUGGUAAAACCAGUAUGUCAUAUCCACUUUUGUGGUUUGUAUCAUAGGAGGAACGCUCACAACAAUCAGCUGCUGAACAUGCAUGACACUUUUCAUUUCUAACACAAAUGAAUCAACAAGAAAAUGCUUAUUCUUUUGUAUCUGUUGUUAUGUUUGAAAGCUGUCAAUGCAGGCUCUCACUUACUGAUGUAUUUUGCAACAUAUAUAAUUGGACAGACACCUUUUCCAGAAUUCACAGUUGUGGGAAUGGUUGAUGAUGUGCAAGUAAGGUACUAUGACUCAGUUACACAGAAAGCUGUAAGUCACUCUCAGAAUGAUUCCAAACACUAUGAUGAAGAGCAAAAUGAUGACGUUGUUAUAUUUCGUGAUAUGUACUACGACUUGAAAGAUCGAGCAUAUUAUCUGAAGGACAAUCUAAAUCUCUCUGAUGGUGUACAUGUACAUCAGAGGCUUGCUGGAUGUGAAUUGUUGGAAAAUGACAAACCGGGUCUAGUUUACACAUGGGAUGCAUUCAAUGGUCAAAUGAAAGAGUGGGGUACCUUUGACGCAGAGACAAAAAAAUUACAGAUUAACUUGUCAUUAAUACGUGGAUGGGACCAGCACAGAAGUAUUUAUGUAAAUUUUCUGUAUGAAAACAUUUAUCUUCCUAUUUGCCUGAAGAUAUUGAGGAGGAACUUGAACAUGAAGAAAAGCAGCAUUCUGCAAAAAGUGAAACCUAGAGUCAGACUCCUACAAAAGGUGCUUGCAGCAUCUCAUGAGGUUCAAAUCACAUGCCUGGUGACAGGUUUUUAUCCCCGCGACAUUAACCUGACCCUGGUCAGAGAUGGUCAGGCUGCUGUUGAUGGAAAAAUCACAGGAGGAUAUCCUCUGCCCAAUGGAGAUGGAACAUACCAGAUAAGGAAGAGUUUGGUUGUCAGUGUUAAGGAACUACAUGACAGACAUAAUUACAGCUGUGCAAUAAAUCACCCAAGUCUGGACAACACACUGGACAUUAUGUUUGACCUGGAAGAAACUGCCCUGGGAUCAUCAACUUUGUCCGUGGUUACCAGUACCUGUUUGGUGGUGUUAAUAUGGGUGUCUCUUAUAAUAACUGGUCUGAUCAUAUGGAAGAGGAAGAGACAUUCUGCUGGACCAGACUUCAGAACGUCACAGAGUGAUUACUCCCCUACUCCAACACAAGAUACAUGAAAAUUGGCCUACAUAUGGCCUCAAAUUACAAAAUAUUUAACAUAUUCAUAUAUUUUCUUCUAUAUGAAGCAAAUAAUAUAAAGUCCUCCUGUUACACUGGUAAAUCUUUAUGCCCAUUGCACCCUAUUUAAAAUGGUUAUAAGGGUUCACUGGGCAAAAAUGCAGAUUUUAUUUCCCUCUUAACCACUAUGGCACAAGACCUCACCACAACACUGUCCUUAACAUUCAUGUUUCACUGGGCCUGUCCCAAUACCCACACUUACGGUCUUUAUCAUUUGUCUACUUACAUGACAUAUUUUCAGUAUUUGACCCAAGUGUUCAAGUGGGUGUGAAGACCACAAGCAGGUGUAGAACAUUUGAUUUUGUGAUGGGACACUCUUGGUGUUAUAAAAAUGCAAGUAAAGAUUUUACAGAGCCGAAGUGUUUCCUGUGCCAUGUUUGUAGUCAGUUUGUAGAUUUUCUACUUGAUUAGUCUACCCAGGUCUGGUGUCUUGUUAACUAGUUAUCUUGUAAAGCUCGUUACCCUUUGUGUAUACAUAGCCCUUGUGUUUCCCGUGUUACUUUGGCAGUUGUUGAAUGAUAUAGUUUCUAUUCUGCUGUAUAUUUCUGUUCUUUGUUCCCAGUGUUCCUCGUUAUUUGCUUACUUUGCCACUAUAUUAAAUACCCUGUAUUUAGAUCCUCA